AUGUAUACUAAUAUGGUUAUAAGGACAGCAUGGAAUAAAAUAUCAAAAUCCUGGAGCACGACAAUCGAUUCAUCAAAUGAGAAAAGUUCCAUACGUAAUAGUUCAUCAAAGAGAUCCUCAUCGACCAUUAAAUCAAAUGACAAACCAGAUACUGACUUACAAGAGUACCGACUUCCGAUUAAUUUACUUGGUUUCACCUCAACUACAAGAAACAGAUUACUUACCGAUGAAAUUGGACAUGAAUUAAGAAUAUUAUUUCCUUCUAGGAUCCAACUUUACACAGAUUGGACUCUGAUUUACAGUUUAGAACAGCAUGGAGCUUCUUUGCAUUCUCUGUAUGGGAAUAUACACAAUACCAUAGUUCCUAAACGACGCGUUGGAUAUUUGAUUAUUAUUAGAGAUGCACGAGGUGGAAUCUUUGGUGGGUAUUGUAACGAACCAUGGUUACCUAACGAGCAUAGACGAUACGGAGGGAAUGGUGAAUGUUUUCUGUGGAAAUUGGUAAGGGCUAAGAAUAUUAAUUUGGGUAAACAAGAGCAAGGAGUUUUAUCAGAGUCUAUAGGAAGACAUAUUCAAAGACAAGAUAGCUCCAGUGUUGUAGGGUGGAGACUAGUUGGGUUCCCUCAUACAGGUGUUAAUGAGUUCACUAUGUAUUGUACCUCCAAAUUUCUUUCCAUGGGGGCAGGGGACGGCCAUUACGGGUUAUGGGUAGAUGAUGGUUUAUUGACUGGUGUCUCUUACCAUUGUUUAACUUUUGGAAAUGAACCAUUAUCACAAGAAGGCGAAAAAUUCCAUAUUACAGGUUUAGAAGUUUGGAGAAUUGGAGGAAGAUAA
Arxiozyma heterogenica is the source of this 834-nucleotide messenger RNA. RefSeq names its product Oxr1p (gene OXR1). NCBI's taxonomy places the organism in Eukaryota, Fungi, Ascomycota, Saccharomycetes, Saccharomycetales, Saccharomycetaceae. The record is from RefSeq and is a predicted model, not a curated record. The coding region runs from base 1 to 834 and encodes 277 amino acids. The transcript has a single exon. Gene Ontology annotation, biological process: response to oxidative stress. Gene Ontology annotation, cellular component: nucleus.